UGCUCAUUUUUUUCUAUGAAGGAUCACAGCAUACUUGACAUUAUAAUUUCUCUGAUUCUUGUUUUGUUAAAUCCCUAUGUACAGCGUGAAGGACCAGUGCGAGAGUGGGAUUUGGCUAAAAUAGGAGAGCGCUCACCAGGAGAGAGGGAAAGGGAGCGUGAGAGAUUACGAAGGGAAAGAGAAGAGGAAAGGUUGCGAGAACGUAACAAAAGUCACAGCCCCACUGGACAUGAAGGAGACCAAAACAAGAAACCAGAGGAGCCGCCUGCCAAACUUUUGGAUGACUUAUUCCGCAAAACUAAAGCACAGCCAGCGAUAUACUGGCUUCCCCUAACUGCUGAGCAGAUUGCUGAGAAGGAAGCACAACGUCGGCAGAAAAUGGCUGAACUGGAGCGACGCCAGGCGGAGGUGAGAGCAGCUAGGGAGAAGGAACAUGAAGAGUGGGAGCGGUUAAGAGCUGAACGCAAGAAGGAACGGGAGAGAGAGAGAGAACGAGAGAAGGAGAAGGAGAAGGAAAGGGAAAAGGAGAGGGAGAAGGAAAGGGAAAAGGAGAGAGAGAAAGAAAAGGAGAAGAAUGCACGCAAAUCCCGAUCAAAGUCUAGGUCUCGUCGGAGAAGUAGAUCACCUCGAAGAUCACCAAGAAGAUCGCCUCGUAGGUCCCCGCGCAGGUCACCCAGACGAUCGUCUGUGAAGAGGUCACCCAAGAGAUCCCCUAAAAGGUCUCCAGGGAAAUCUCCAAGAAGAUCACCGCAGCGGCAACGGCGGUCACCUAGUAGGGAAUCUCGCAGAUCCAGGCGAAGAAGUCGCAGUCGCUCUCGAUCCCGCAGCUGAUUCCAUUGUGGCAUUUAAUGAGGGGAGUCAAUGACCUAGUGGAGGGCAACAAGAAGCAUGUAAUAUCCAGAUUGCUGAAAGCAGUGUAGCAUGAGGAGAGCUUGCUCAGCACCAUGGAAGUAAAAAUAUAACUUGAACAUCAACGCUUCAGCUACAUCACACCAGCCCCUCGCUACUCCCAAGGUUACUGUUACAUCCGUCUGUGCUCUCUCCCCUCCAACGUCCACUUCCCUAACUUCAUCCUGCCGUCCUUCCUACAUGCCUGUUCUCUCCCUUCUACAGGUAUCCCCAUGCAAUGCUCUUCUGAUGUUAGGCUUAGCUCUCUCUCUCUUCUCUCUCUCUUUUCAGCAAGUCGUUGACAGAUUUCAGUUAGAAAUAAAAAUUAUAGGGGGUUGUGUUGAAUGUCACUAAUUUUCAAUUGCUGAUGAUUUACCUUGUUUUCUGAGCAAGUACUGUAGGGCAUCUCAUCAGCUUUUUCUAUUAGGUAAGUAUAUUUUAUGUAUUUUACCUUUGAUUAGUUAAUAGGAUAUUUAGGGUAGAUGAUGCUUAUUUUUGUUUUAUUUAUAUAUCAGAAGAGCAUUGGGUGGUAAGGGAAGUGUUGAAAACGUUAUUGGUGAAGAGAUCCACUGCGCUGUAUGGGCGGGCAACAACGAUGAUUCUCCGAGUAUCAGCGGGAACUUCGAUGACCAUCUUUAGAGACCGGCGUAUGUCUUAAUGCUUCCUCAUGGAAUGCCUUAAUCUCCAAAGCUGCAUAGCUCUAUACUAUGGCUCAAGUUGCCAAAACUUAUAGGAGAUGGCUGUUAUCUUCUGUGAGUACACACAUGCCAGUGAUCGUGAUUGGAUUGUACCUGUGUCUGUUAAAAAGAAACUAUUUAUGCAAUGAUGUGGUAUUACCCUUUGUAGUACUACAAAACAGUAGUGCAACAGAACACUGAAAGCCAGUGUCUUAAAGUGUAUGAUAGUGGGAAUUGUGAUAUAUCUCCCCAUCCGAACUUCUAUUUAUAAAUAUGACACUGCUGAGGCAGACUUAGUGAUAUAAAUAAAAGGCUGGGUUUGUUGACUAUUUUCACAUAAUAUUGCACCAGAUUGUGGUAGAAGAAACAUAUCCAGGCAGGAAAAAUGCCUUGUGCAAAUGUGAAUUGAACUAGAAUUGUGCAGUAGUUUGCAUUUACAAUUGAUGUUUCUCUGUACAGAGGAACUUUACCCUGAGUGUGAGGAGUACAAAAUUCUUAAAUUAUUUGCAAACCCGUCUGAUAAGUAUAUGUUAAUGCAUAUAUUAUGUAUGGUGUUAUAACCAGUUUUCCCACGUGUAUUUAAUAUAUGUAUUAUUUGAAUGAAUGUGCUUAAGUUUUUUUUAUAAAGUAUUUUGAUGUUUAAACAUUGAGUUUAUGCACUAGGUUUUUAUUGUUUGUCAAAUUGAUAUCUUCAUUUGUGAUGACUUUUGGGUGAUUCUUUAUAAUUGAAAGUCAUUAAAAUUACACCCUUUAAA
Messenger RNA from Cherax quadricarinatus, 2320 nucleotides. It is a transcript of the gene Acn, whose product is annotated as apoptotic chromatin condensation inducer acinus. NCBI's taxonomy places the organism in Eukaryota, Metazoa, Arthropoda, Malacostraca, Decapoda, Parastacidae. Gene Ontology annotation, biological process: RNA splicing. Gene Ontology annotation, cellular component: precatalytic spliceosome; ASAP complex. Gene Ontology annotation, molecular function: RNA binding. The record is from RefSeq and is a predicted model, not a curated record.